Cynara cardunculus var. scolymus (artichoke) is the source of this 3697-nucleotide messenger RNA. Its product is annotated as receptor-like protein 9a. NCBI's taxonomy places the organism in Eukaryota, Viridiplantae, Streptophyta, Magnoliopsida, Asterales, Asteraceae. The coding region runs from base 34 to 3633 and encodes 1199 amino acids. The transcript is spliced from 10 exons. The record is from RefSeq and is a predicted model, not a curated record. Gene Ontology annotation, molecular function: protein binding.
AGCCAUCAUUGUUAUUGUAUUGUGCCAACUAAAAUGGAGUGGUGUCGUGUGAGUAAACAGAAGUCAUGGUUGUUGAUGAUAUUGAUGAUACAUACUUUCAUGGUUUGGCAAACACAGAGUGUUUGUAUAGAAGAUGAGAGAAAGUCACUACUCAAACUCAAAGCUUACCUUUUUGAUUCAUAUGGUGUAGACCCUCUCCCCACUUGGGUUGAUGACGGUGGCACCCGCGAGUGUUGUGAUUGGGAGAGGGUCAUGUGCGGCACAACCACCGGGCACGUAACGAACUUGUCUUUAAGCAACAUGAUGGGGAUGGCAGAUAACACGGGGAGGGUUGUUAAACCUUGCGAGAGGAUGUGGUCGUUCAAUGUCUCUCUCUUUCUUCAUUUUAAAGAGUUAACGAGUCUCAAUAUGUCAUACAAUUGUCUUGAUAACAUUGUUGUGAACACAGGGCUUGAUGGAUUGUCAAGUUUGAAGAAGUUGGAGAUAUUGGACCUCAGCGAUAAUAGCAUUGGAAACGACAUCUUUCCUUUAUUGGGUGCACUGACUUCACUCAGAAAUUUGCGUCUCGGUGGAAACAACUUGGAAGGAUACUUUCCUGCUCUUGGCAUGUUCUUSGUCCUCCCACCUAGUUUUUGCACUUUAGAGGASUUGGAGACAUUGGAUCUCACCAACCUUGCCUAUGAUGGUACCCAAACCAAUCAAAUCCAAGGGUUUGAAAGGGUUUCCCUGUUCAAGAAGYUGAARUUUUUGAAACUUAGGGGUAACGAAAUCAAUGAAAGCUUUAUAACAUCGUUAAGUGCUCUUCCGCUGCUUCAAACCCUUGAUCUUAGUUACAAUUUCUUAAGUGGAUCGUUUCCGGCUCAAGAAUUAGCACAUCUGGCUAACUUGGAAGAGUUGGAUUUAAGUUCUAACCAGUUCAUUGACACAACUAGUAUCCAAGGUUGUUCGAGGUUAUCGAGAUUGAAAAGAUUGAAGAGUAUAACUCUUGAAUAUAGCAAUUUCGACAAGAACAUCAUUUCUUGUUUAAGUGUUCUCCCAUCCCUCAAAACGCUUGAUCUCUCAUUAGGUCUUCAGUCAUCCGGAGGUUUCUUUCCGAUCCAAGAAUUAUCUGGCUUGAAACAGUUGGAGACACUUGACUUGAGCUUUUGUCAUCUUCAAUCAUUGCUAUUGCUAAUAUCAAAUGAAACGCCUCAUUUUAGUGAUUUGAAGACCCUCUACUUGAGUCAUAACUCUUUGAAUGGAACAUUACCAAUGGAAGCUUUGGCAUCUUUCCACGGUCUCGAGGUCUUAGAUUUGAGUUGGAACCAAUUUUUUGGGAGCAUCCCAUCAACAAUACGUACAUUAUCUUCCCUUAGAGUUAUCUCGUUCGCUUACAACAAACUCAACGGCACGUUACCUUACCAUGGGUUAUGUGAGUUGAAGAACCUCUAUGAGUUGGAUCUUAGUCACAACAUGUUCGAUGGAAAGGUGCCUCAAUGUUUCAAUAGUCUAUCAUCUCUUAAGUUGUUGGAUAUUUCUUCAAAUCAAUUCACGGGAUUAUUUGUGUCAUCACCGAUUGCSAAUCUCACAUCCCUCGAGUAUGUUGAUUUUAGUAAUAACAAAUUUGGGGGUUCAUUCUCAUUCAACUUGCUCUCGAAUCAUGCAAAACUUGAGGUAGUUGUAUUCAUAUGCGACAAUGGCAAAUUUGAGGUGGAAACAGAAGAGCCGAGAGGUUGGAUUCCAACGUUCCAAUUGAAACUCCUUGUGCUAUCUAAUUGCAAUGUGAAUAGGGCUAAAGGAAGUGUUGUUCCAGGGUUUCUGCUUCACCAAAACAAGUUGCGGGUAAUAGACUUAUCUCACAACUCCUUGGUGGGGGAAUUUCCAAAUUGGUUGAUWAAAAAUAAUACAAUGUUGGAAGGUCUUAGUCUAAGGAACAACUCGUUUGGCGGUAAUAUUAGUAUGUUGCCAUAUAAGAAUGCUAAUACAAGGAGGUUGGAUGUGUCUGGGAACCACAUGAAUGGUACUAUUCCGGRUGAUAUACAAAAGUUCCUUCCGAAUCUAGGUUAUUUAAAUUUCUCAAGCAAUUCUWUARAUGGUGUUAUCCCGUCUUCAGUUGGUGAUYYGAGUGAAUUAUGGGCACUAGAUUUAUCARACAAUGCGCUCUCAGGAGAAGUGCCAAAGGAAUUGUUUACAGAUCUCUCUUCCUUACAAGUACUGAAAUUAUCAAACAACAUGUUGCGUGGYGAGGUACUUUCAAGAAACKUAAGUGUGGGUAACAUCCAGAGGCUACACUUGGAUAGCAAUUGUUUUACUGGAAAAAUUGAGAAUGAGAUCGGUAACAAMGAUAUUCUUMURGAGYAUUUGGAUAUUAGCAAUAAUUUUUUUACAGGKAUGAUCCCUCRUUGGAUAAGCAACACGAGUGGCACCUCAUUUKCACUUAUGGUGAGAAACAAUACUUUGGAAGGUCGGUUUCCUUGUGGAACAACUUCAUUUUCGUUUCUCGAUAUUUCACAAAAUUCUUUCUCAGGGCCCAUYCCAUCUUGCGUAAAUUUUCAAAGCUUGAAACAUCUUCAUUUGGGUUUCAAUAGAUUCACCGGCUCAAUACCCAAGGCCUUUCAUAGGUUGACUGAUGUUUUGACACURGAUAUAGGCAACAAUUUCUUGUCAGGAAAGAUACCCAAGUUUCUUGGUGAACUUUCCAAUUUAAGGAUUCUUAUUUUGAGAAAAAAUAACUUCAGUGGUUCUAUUCCGAUGCAAUUGUGCCAAUUAAGUAAUGUCAGUUUGAUAGAUUUAUCUAGUAACUCUCUUUCUGGUUCGAUACCUAGUUGCCUACAAAAUAUUACCAYCCCUAUUUACCCUGCUUUCGAAAAAUCCCCAAAUGGGGCAUUGGGGGCUUCCUUUUACCACUAUAUGGGUUAUCUACAUCGUAACGAUGUUUCUUCUACCAUGUACGACACASAAAUGUUUGAAAUGGAAGACGAAGUUCUGUUUACAACAAAAGCUCUUUCUCACGCUUACAAAGGUAAAAUCCUUGAUUACUUGGUGGGACUGGAUCUAUCAGAUAACAAACUAACAGGUGAAAUCCCAAAAGAAUUAGGAUUGUUGACCGAGAUGCACUCACUGAACCUGUCUCACAAUCAGUUGUUUGGACCUAUUCCAAUGCAAUUCUCAAAUCUUAAGGAGAUAGAGAGCUUGGACCUUUCUUCAWAUGGUUUGAGUGGCAAACUUCCAUCACAACUGAUUCAACUUACUUYUCUAGCUGUCUUCAAUGUCUCUUACAACAAUCUAUCAGGUAGACUCCCAGAAAUGAAAGCACAAUUUGGUACAUUUACCAAGGAGAUCUAUGAAGGGAAUCCAUUUCUUUGUGGACCACCRUUAGAGAAGAAAUGCAUGACUACAUCACAAGUGACCGAUCCAUCAACAAAAGAAGGCGCUAAAGAAGGCAGUGAUAAAUGGUAUGAUAUCAAUAUGACAUCAUUUUAUGGAAGUUUUGGUUCAACAUGCGUYGUGUUCUUGUUAGGAUUUUUUGUUGUUCUUUACAUCAAUCCUUAUUGGCAUAGAAGGUGGCUAGACUUGGUUGAAGAAUGUAUGUAUACAUGUUAUGACUUCUUUAAUGGUUUUGUACGUAARUUUUUCAUGCUCUUCCGUAAAUAGGACCUCCUUAAGAAAAUGUGAUAUAAUAAAUGYAAACAGGCUUUCGUAUGUAUUUGUAUUCCAA